GUCAGGUAUAAAAGUAACAGUAAAGCAGCACAACCAGAAGCAUCUCACAACAGAGUUCUCUGAGAACCCAGUAAUAACACCACAGCUAUGGGCAAGAUCAUCUUCUACGAGGACAGGAACUUCAUGGGACGUUCCUAUGAGACCAGCAGUGACUGCGCUGACAUGUCCUCCUACCUGAGCAGGUGUCACUCCUGCAGGGUGGAGAGCGGCUGCUUCAUGGUCUACGACCGUCCCAACUACAUGGGGAACCAGUACUUCAUGAAGAGGGGCGAGUACGCCGACUACAUGAGCACAAUGGGUAUGAAGGACUGCAUCAGGUCCUGCCGCAUGAUCCCCAUGCACAGAGGAUCCUUCAGGAUGAGGAUCUAUGAGAGGGAGAACUUCGAAGGUCAGAUGUACGAGAUGAUGGACGACUGCGACAACAUCAUGGACCGAUACCGCAUGAACAACUGCAUGUCCUGCAACGUGAUGGACGGCCACUGGCUGAUGUACGAGCAGCCCCACUACAGAGGCAGGAUGAUUUACAUGAGGCCCGGGGAGUACCGCAGCUUCAGGGACAUGGGCUUCAGCGGCAUGAGGUUCAUGAGCAUGAGGCGCAUCAUGGACAUGUGCUAGAUGUCUUCAUUCUGAAAUAAAAAACGGGGAUUUAUAAAAAAAAACUUUAAGGCUGUUUUUCUGAUCUUUAGUUCAUACUCAUCUAUUGAUCUGUUUUGGCAAAAUGCAAGUUUUAUGAAAAACAUCACAGAUUAUACUCGGUACAUCGAAGACAAUGCAAACACAGUUUAAAAGUAUGAAAAACUCAACAAUCGUAGACCAGUGUCCCAAACCCCAGGCCGCAGACCGGUACUGGUCCGUGUGCCACAAGGUACCGGGUCGCCGACAGAAAAAAAUAUCCACACUGACUUUUUUAUGUUUUCCAUUUGGUUUAUUUUAUGAUGCUGAAGGAAGUUUUAUUUUGACAAACUACCUGAUUCUGUUCACCAUCUGUCUGUCUUGAUAUGUCACGUGACUUUAAACUGCUGCUUGGACCGCUAAGUUAGGAACUCAACGCUCGAAGGCUAAUGAAAACCAAACAUUAAAAUGGAGAGAAAAGUUUGAGUGAGGAAAUAAAAGAUUCAGUCUGAAAUAAAAGUCUUUAACUUCACAGAAA
This is a messenger RNA of Oryzias latipes (Japanese medaka), 1150 nucleotides long. Its product is annotated as gamma-crystallin M2-like. Lineage: Eukaryota; Metazoa; Chordata; Actinopteri; Beloniformes; Adrianichthyidae. The record is from RefSeq and is a predicted model, not a curated record. Gene Ontology annotation, molecular function: structural constituent of eye lens. Gene Ontology annotation, biological process: lens development in camera-type eye; visual perception.